AUGGCGCCCCACCUCAGCAAGAGGGAGCUCGACCGCUGCUUCUCGCUCUACGCCGCUGGGAAGACCCCGGUGGAGAUAUACGACCUCGUUAGUCGGACCCGUGAGUCCCUCGACGAGACUGGGCCGGAUUUGACGACCGUCCGCCGGGCCCUCCGGGGCGCCGCGCACAGGCGUGGCCCAGCGGAGACUCGCGGCCGCAAGCCCAAGCUCACGGCCGUCAAGCUCCGCGCCUUGAACAACGCGCGGGUUCGUUUGAUUCGGGCGGCCAAGGGCGAGGCCGAGGUUCACCUCAAGGACGUGAUGAAGGCCGCGCGGGUCUCCGACGUCCACAAGGGCACGGCCUCCAGGCACUUCGAGCGCCUCGGGGUCACCUGGCGCGCCCCCCGCGCGGAGCCGCUCCGCGGCUCCGCGGAGGCGGAGGAGCGCGUGGCGGCGCGUUCCGGGUGGAAGCGGCUCCCGGGCAACUAUUUCACGCACCAGGUCGAUGCCAUCAUCGACAAUAAGGUGUUCCCCAUUCCCAUGACCAAGCGGGCGAAGACGCACGCAAAGAAGAGUCGCGUUCGCGGCCACCUUCGCACCAAGGCAGAGGGGGCGCGACUCUCGGUCCCGAGUGCGAUCCCAGGGGCUGGGGGCGGGGGCCGCCGGGCCGCCGAGGUCCUCAAGCCUUUCACGAAGCCGAAGGGGAACCGGAACAGGGUGAACCCAGGCGCCAAGGUUCACGUGGCCGCAGCCAUCGUGAACAACAAGGUCCGCGUCUGGCACUACCUGCCCACCCUGUGGUGCGCCGACGCAGCCUGCGAUUUCUACGCGGGCGUCCUCGCCCCCGCGCUUCGCCGUUGCCGGAAGGGGCGCCGCGCCUUCCGCAUCCUGGAGGAUAACGACCCCACGGGGUACAAGAGCAAGAAGGCCGUUGACUGCAAUCGGCGGGGUCUCAAGAUCACCCCCAUCAAGUUCCCCAAGUAUUCCCCGGACUUGAACCCCCUCGACUACUUCCUCUGGGCGGAGGUCAACCGGCGAAUGGCAGAGCAGAGCGCGCCGGCCAACGAGUCUCAGAGCGCUUGCAAGGCGCGCCUCAGGCGCGUCGCCAUGGGCAUCCCGAAGAGCGUCAUCAGGGCAGCCGUGGCUAAGAUGAAGACGAAGGCGGCGGAGGACCGCGGGACGAAGACCAUGCAGCGGUUCGUCCGCCGCCGAGUGCGCAAGCUGACGGCGGACCUUGAGGAAACGAAGGAGUGGGCGUCUGCCCGCGAGAACGCGGCCUUCGAGGCGGUGGACGAUUGGACGCUCGUGUGCCGCUGCGCUGAGGAGACAUGUCCCCGUGGCCCGGCGUGCUCGUGCAGGUCAGCCGUGGAGACCAUCUUCUCCCGCAGCGCCGCUUCUUUCGACGUUCGGGAGCUCGCGGCGUCUCUGCGGGACAUUCUGAUGGUCGGCCCGAAGAAGACGACGAGGGUGCCCUUCCUGGUGGGGCCGUCGAAUUCCGGGAAGAGCACGGUGGUUUACCCUUUCGACGACUUGUUCACUCCGAAACGGGUUCUGCACAAUCCUGCCUUGGGCUCCUCCUUUGGACUCCGGAACCUGGCCAGCGGCACGAAGCGGUUCAUCUUCUGGGACGACUUCCGGCCGGUUGAGUUCGCCCACGAGAAGACCGUCCCCGUCUCUUUGUUCUUGUCUCUGUUCGUCGGCCAGCACGCCGAGAUCCAGGUUUCCCAGUCCUUCAACGACGGGAACAAGGACGUCUGCUGGAACCGCGGCGCCGUUUUCACGGGCAAGCUGGAGGGCCUCUGGGGGACGACGAAUAAGGUGGGUGCGGAGGACAUCCGGCACAUGCAGAACCGCGCGAGGCAGUUCCCAUUCACCUCCGUCUUGUCGGACGGCUCUUUGCAGGACGUACUCUCGUGUGCUCCGCGCAUGACCGCGUGGAUCGUCCGGGAGGCGGCAAAGUUCGACGCCGUCGGCGUUUUCCGCCCGGCGCCCGCUGCGCCGGUCGGGGCAGACGCGGGCGUGCCGCCUGUGAGCGGCUUCGACGACCUCACGUCCGACGCGCGCAUACCCCGCGCGCAGGCAGGCGCCUUGCUGGCGGAUGUCCGCGCGAUGGGUGCGGUUGCCGUGGACGAGGUACUCCCCGCGGACUGGGUCCGUCUGAAUUCGCGGGCCUGGCUGCAGGCCCGCGCGGGUCCUUUCGAGUUCUGUGGUGCUCUGAGGCUGUUGCGGCGCCGCUUGCGGCAGAAGACGGACACGGGGUACGUGGUGCCGUCUCCCCCAGUCCCGUCCGCAGGCGUGGACGCCGAGGCCGUCGAAACCAAAGCCAUCCGGGACGCCUUGAAGGCCGUCUUAGUAGGCAAGGACUUGAAACACAUUUCGUUGCGUGAGUGUCGCCGCCAGGUCGCUUUGAAACUCGGUUUGCAAGAGCAUGCUUUGGACCAGCGCAAGCACGAGUUCAAGAGCCUGACAACCGAGGUCGUUUCGGAAACGCAGCCCGACCAGGACGCCGCGUCGCCUCUGGAGACCGUGUUGGCUGAGGCCGAGAAGCUGGACUCGUUGCAGUGGGUAUACUUGGUGACCAUAUCGCGCGUCCUGGACGCGACCCUUCCCGACGGCCGCCAGUGCCGCGAUCUUGGCACGAUGAGCCGGGAGGAGAAGCACAAAGACGGCGCGAUCCAUUUCCACGUUGCUGUGAAGCUGACUAGGUCGGGCCGUUUCCAGCAGGCCAAGCGCGCUCUGCGCGAGCGCCAUGUGUUGCCGAGCCAUUUCUCUGGUUCCCACCAGCGAAUGCGGAGCGCCGUGAGGUACGGGUAUAUGGAGACCCCAGCCAAACCAGAUGUCGACGACGCCCCGUGGGUGUGGCAGCCAGACUGGGCCGGGUUCGCGCGCGAGAACGACGCCAUCGACCUCUUCGAGAUGUCGCAGGAGCCAUGCAUGGCAGGCGUGUGGGCGAAGCGCAGGGAGGCCACGGACAAGGCGGCCGGGGCGAUGGGCACGAAGACGACGUUCGACCUCGUAGACUUGACUUCGACCAUCAUCGCCAAGCACUUGUGGGCGAAGGGCAGCCUGAUGGCGUACGUCCAGGACCGCGGGACGAAGGCCAUGCAGCGGUUCGUCCGCAGCCGAGUGCGCAAGCUGACGGCGGACCUUGAGGAGACGAAGGAGUGGGCGUCUGCCCGCGAGAACGCGGCCUUCGAGGCGGUGGACGAUUGGACGCUCGUGUGCCGCUGCGCUGAGGAGACAUGCCCCCGUGGCCUGGCGUGCUCGUACAGGUCAGCCGUGGAGACCAUCUUCUCCCGCAGCGCCGCUUCUUUCGACGUUCGGGAGCUCGCGGCGUCUCUGCGGGACAUUCUGAUGGUCGGCCCGAAGAAGACGACGAGGGUGCCCUUCCUGCGGUUCAUCUUCUGGGGCGACUUCCGGCCGGUUGAGUUCGCCCACGAGAAGACCGUCCCCGUCUCUUUGUUCCUGUCUCUGUUCGUCGGCCAGCACACCGAGAUCCAGGUUUCCCAAUCCUUCCACGACGGGAACAAGGGCGUCUGCUGGAACCACGGCGCCGUUUUCACGGGCAAGCUGGAGGGCCUCUGGGAGACGACGAAUAAGGUGGGUGCGGAGGACAUCCGGCACACGCAGAACCGCGUGAGGCAGUUCCCAUUCACCUCCGUCUUGUCGGACGGCUCUUUGCAGGACGUACUCUCGUGUGCUCCGCGCAUGACCGCGUGGAGCGUCCGGGAGGCGGCAAAGUUCGACGCCGUCGGCGUUUUCCGCCCGGCGCCCGCUGCGCCGGUCGGGGCAGACGCGGGCGUGCCGCCUGUGAGCGGCUUCGACGACCUCAAGUCCGACGCGCGCAUACCCCGCGCGCAGGCAGACGCCUUGCUGGCGGAUGUCCGCGCGAUGGGUGCGGUUGCCGUGGACGAGGUGCUCCCCGCGGACUGGGUCCGUCUGAAUUCGUGGGCCUUGCUGCUCCCGCUCCAGAAGCGCAGACUUCUUGGGCAAAUCGGCUCUCCGGUUUCGCCCUGA
Messenger RNA from Prorocentrum cordatum, 3996 nucleotides. Lineage: Eukaryota; Dinophyceae; Prorocentrales; Prorocentraceae. The record is from the annotation of a GenBank genome assembly.